UCCGUCGGCCGAAAUUUGGAAAUUCCAGAGGUGGAUUUUUUGAAAUUCGAUACUGAUCGGCUCGGGUGAAUAUCAGGGUUGAAAUCGGCCCGGGAUCAGGGUUUGAAGGGCUCACCUCAGCUGCUCGACGUGCUCCGAUCGUGAAGGGAGGUGCGCGGCGUGGUUGCUCAAGCAAGUUUGAAGAAGCUCUUUGGACCAGCCCCCUUGGCGCUGUCAUAUGACCAAUGUAAACAAAACAAAUCGGAGAGGAUCAACUUCUUUUCCUGCCUGCGCUGAGCGAAAAUGUCGGAGCCGAUUUACAGCGUCCCUAUCGUGCACCAGGACCUGAGGCAGGAGGAGACCAUCGUUCAAAUCGCAGACAGUUUGAAUUAUCUCCAGAAAUGUGCAAAUGAUAUUUUGAGUAGAAUUGACGCAAAACUGGAGGCGAGCGCGGAAAAGCUGCAAGCGAUUCAAAAAAGGACUGCCAGGGCAAAGCAGGUCAUUGAUAAGCUCACCGGCAUAAAAAAGGCGACAAAAGUAAUAUCCAGCGCAAAAUACCCAGCUAAUGAGAAGUACUGCCCGUACACUUCUAUUUUUUCACUUGAGGAAAAACUACCAAUGGUCAGAAGCAGUGUUCCUAUCAUUUCAAAACAUGCUCCCUUAACUGAAAAAAAUAUCCAGGAGAAAAUGCAAUUCUAUCAUGUGAAAAACUCGAAUAGAAUGUUGCGGAAAAACUUUGAAAUAGCUUCGGAGGAAGGGCUUGGACGGCUCCCUCGCAACAUCACCUCUGUCACUUCAUUGCUCCUCUUCAACACAACAGAAAAUCCAUACAAGACCAACCUAGCAGACUGCUUUGGGCUGCACUACAAAAUCAAACACGCAGUGCCUGAACCUCAGGAGGCCAAAACCAAACCAGCGGUGACACCCAUCAAGAGUACAAACAUUGAAACUGAAACGAAAAUUGGUUACUACUCACCUGGGAUGGCAGAGGUGCCUGAACUGGACAUUCCAAUGGACUUGCCUAAUCUGCCAGGCAUUGCUGACGAUUUGGACUUUGAAUUUCCCUCGACUCCUGCAAUUCCUCCACCUCCGAAUGUACCCAAACCAGCGCCAGUCAAAGCUCCAGUUGCAGUCGAAUCUCCAGUCAAGGUGCCUGCAGCACCAGUGCCAACCCCAAGUCCCAUUCCUGCCGCGCCUCCGGCUCCGACGUCUGCACCACCUCCGCCUCCACCACCUCCACCCGUUGUUCCUACUUUUGUGGAAGCAACUUCCACUUCUUCAGCAGAGCACAAACAAAAAUCCGCUGCUCCUCCGGCCGAGGUUGGCGGCGACAUGCGGGCCAGCUUGAUGGCAGCGAUUCGGCAGGCCGGCGGCAAAAUGAAACUAAAAUCUGCCUCCGAAAAGAAAAUGGAGAAUAAGAAAAAGAAGCAGGAGCAAAAGGAAAAAGUGGUCAGUGGAGAUCUUAUGGCGGAUUUGCAUGCCAAGCUGAAACUUCGCAGAACAGGCAUUUCGGGAAGAAACCAAGUUGACGGGGGUGGCAGUCUUCUUGAAAAAGUGUCAGCCAUGAUUCCGCCUCCUCCGGGAGUGCCGCAAGCCCAAGCGGUGGACAGUGAGGACACGUCCGACUGGGAACCCUGAUGUCCAGUUUGAGCGAUUCAGUGGUGAAGUCGAAAGGACAAUUUUUCAAUUUUGUUACUUUUCUACGGAUAAACUGCUGGGAGGUUAUUCUUGGGAGAAAUAAAUGAAGAUAUAAUAUCUUUAAU
Messenger RNA from Neocloeon triangulifer, 1742 nucleotides. Its product is annotated as WASH complex subunit 1-like. Lineage: Eukaryota; Metazoa; Arthropoda; Insecta; Ephemeroptera; Baetidae. The record is from RefSeq and is a predicted model, not a curated record. Gene Ontology annotation, biological process: retrograde transport, endosome to Golgi; exocytosis; endocytic recycling. Gene Ontology annotation, cellular component: recycling endosome; early endosome; WASH complex. Gene Ontology annotation, molecular function: gamma-tubulin binding; actin binding; alpha-tubulin binding. Bases 283 to 1617 code for a protein of 444 amino acids. The transcript has 9 exons.